AGUAUUGAUAUUUCAGUGAGCACUUGAAAUUGUACUGAAAUAGUCAUUUGUAUAGAAAAAAUAAUAAUUUUAGCAAAAUGUGUUGUUUCGCCGAGUUUGUAGUGAAAUAUGUUUUAAUUAUAGUUAACAUUGUAUUUUGUCUCGCCGGCCUAGCCAUCAUAGGGUUAGGCACAGCGGUACACAUACAACUGGAUCAAAUUCACGAGCUGAUCCCAGUGAACUUGAGCGCCAUAUCUAUAAGUAUUAUAGUUCUGGGCAGUUUCGUGUUCAUCAUAUCUUACUGUGCUUGCUGCGGAGCGUUGAGGGAGUCGAGAUGUAUGCUUAUUUUUUAUGCUGUCAUCAUGGCAAUCCUAGCCAGUUUGAAGAUCUACAUCACAGUGGUGAUCUUCCGGUUCUUGGACUCUGCCCUAUCAACUGUCUCCGGCUGGCUGAACACGGCUUUCAACAACAUGGAGCUUAGACCAGCUUACUAUGGAAUGGAAAAUCUGUUCCGUUGCUGCGGCACAACCGGCCCCAACUCCUACACAGACCGAGGGGAGGUAAUCCCACCAUCUUGCUGCGGCAACCUGAACAACGUGACUUCGAACCCUGAGAACGUGCAGUGCGCUGCUACUGACGCCUUCUCCGGGUGUACCGAGAUGGUUGGAGAAUAUUUUGAGACCUUCGGAGAAGCUAUCGGGGGAGUUCUUAUUGUGGUUAUCAUUAUUGAGCUCAUCUGCGUGAUCUUUGGAUUGUUCCUGGCAUGCCAAAUCAGACAGAAAAGAUACAGAGCAUAAGAUCUUAACUUAAUUGAAUAAAAGUUUUUUUUUUAUA
Molecule: messenger RNA, 813 nt
Organism: Helicoverpa zea (corn earworm)
Lineage: Eukaryota; Metazoa; Arthropoda; Insecta; Lepidoptera; Noctuidae
Product: tetraspanin-9-like
Exons: 5
Coding region: 78-776 (232 amino acids)
Cellular component (GO): membrane
Source: RefSeq, a predicted model, not a curated record